AUGGCUGCUUCAACCAAUUGCUCCGCGCCAGAACGGGUUGAAGUCAUCAUGAAGCACGGCCAGCUGGACGAACGGUCAAGGCAGAAUGAUGACACUGAAAACGAUGUCGAGAGCGACUCGAGCUCAUCAGGUAUCUUGAACAUUGUCGUUUCAGGACUAGGACUGUUCAGCGAUGGAUAUAACGCACAGAUAAGUGAGUACAAGGAUACGAUGUCUGCGGCAAUUAAAACCCGGCUGUCAAACUCGUUUCUCAUCGGAGAAAUAUUUGGCAUGCUUUUCUUUGGUGCCCUAAUUGAUCGAGUGGGACGGAGGACAGGUGUGGUGGCAACCACCUUGUUCUUGGUGCUCGGAAUAGCUUUGUCGGCAGCAUCACAUGGAACUUCGGAGCUGGGGUUGUUCUGGAUGAUGGUUGUGGCUCGCGGCAUUGCUGGUUUCGGAGCUGGCGGCGAAUAUCCCGUCUGCGCAACAAGUGCAACCGAGGCAGCCGACGAGACUGCCAAUCUUCGAAAGAAAAAAGGGUUUCUAGUUGCGUCAACGACUGACUUUGCUGUGGAUCUGGGCUUCGUGGCGGCCGGCAUUGUGGCCCUCAUUGUCCUCGCUUGUUUCCACCAGGAUGUUCGAGGCGGUGUAUGGAGAGUUUGCUUUGGACUUGGCCUCGUGAUUCCUGUUGUUAUGUGUUUCUUCCGGAUUCGAAUGCUCAACUCGAAGCAGUACCGCAAACACGCCAUCAAGUCGCGUUAUCCAUAUUGGCUUGUCCUCCGACGAUAUUGGAAACCGAUAUUAGGAACCUCCCUUGCUUGGUUCUGCUAUGACUUUGUCACGUAUCCAUUCGGACUCUUCUCUUCCACCAUCAUCGCACAACUUAGUCCGAACAAUACGACCGUGCAGAACAUUGGAUAUGGGACUGUUAUUAAUUGUUUCUACUUGCCUGGCUGCCUGCUAGGAGGACUUCUCAUGGACAAGGUUGGCAGAAAGCAGAAUAUGACGCUCGGCUUCGUGCUUUGGGGUGUAUGGGGCUUUAUCCUUGGUGGGGCUCUGCGCCCGAUUCAGACAGUAUUUCCAUUGUUUGUCGUCAUGUACGGCAUUUUCAAUGCCCUGGGAGAGAUGGGCCCCGGAGUCUCAACUUUCCUUUGUGCGGCAGAAUCAUUCCCUACCCCUCUUCGUGGCCACUUCCUUGGCCUAGCUGCGGCAGUAGGCAAGGCGGGUGCUUCGAUAGGAACGGAAGUAUUCACGCCGAUUCAGAAUUCGUUCUCGUCGACCGAAAAAGGCCAGCAGGCUGUCUUUCUGAUCGGUUCAGCCUUUACCAUCGUCGGUGCGUUGAUAGCGUGGUUCCUGAUCCCCGAUAUGUCGCGUGAGCUGGAAACCGAGGAUGCGAAGUUCAAGGCAUACCUGGAAGAGAAUGGAUAUGAUAUCAGUUCAUAUGGGGAAGCGCUUUGCGUGGAGCGGAAGGGGGAUGUAUAG
Molecule: messenger RNA, 1461 nt
Organism: Aspergillus ibericus CBS 121593
Lineage: Eukaryota; Fungi; Ascomycota; Eurotiomycetes; Eurotiales; Aspergillaceae
Product: MFS general substrate transporter
Exons: 7
Coding region: 1-1461 (486 amino acids)
Biological process (GO): transmembrane transport; carboxylic acid transport
Cellular component (GO): plasma membrane
Molecular function (GO): carboxylic acid transmembrane transporter activity
Source: RefSeq, a predicted model, not a curated record